Molecule: messenger RNA, 1046 nt
Organism: Anolis sagrei ordinatus
Lineage: Eukaryota; Metazoa; Chordata; Lepidosauria; Squamata; Anolidae
Gene: GNG7
Product: G protein subunit gamma 7
Biological process (GO): G protein-coupled receptor signaling pathway
Cellular component (GO): heterotrimeric G-protein complex
Molecular function (GO): G-protein beta-subunit binding
Source: RefSeq, a predicted model, not a curated record
CCGCCUCCGCGGUGAGGUUGUCCCGCUCGCUGAUUGGCUACGCGGGGCUGUUGAUCACUACCUUGGCCUGGGGCUCGGCAGCAGGGUGCGUUGCGCCGGAGGCAGGCAAGCGGGUGGAAGGAAGGAAGGCAGGCAAGGGAAACCUAACGGAGGAGGCUGCGUCCAAAGGAAGCAAACUAGAAAGCAAGCAAACUGAGCCUUUGCCAUUCACCUGACAAUAGGCAGGCCCUAGGGGGCCGAUGGACGGUCAUGUCGGCCACUAACAACGUCGCCCAGGCCCGGAAGCUGGUGGAGCAGUUGCGGAUUGAGGCCGGGAUUGAGCGCAUAAAGGUCUCCAAGGCCUCCUCAGAGCUGAUGAGCUUCUGUGAGCAGCAGUCUCGUUCCGACCCACUCCUGGUGGGCCUCCCGGCCUCUGAGAACCCCUUCAAGGACAAGAAGCCCUGCAACAUCCUAUAGCAGCCCUGCUUUUACUUCCUCUUCCAGGAAUGGGGGGGAUGCAGGCUUUGUGCCCCCCCCCCCCGCACCCUUUUGCAUUUCCUCUUCCUGCCCUUUGCCCUUGAGAAUGGAAGCCAAGGGGAGGGGCUGUUCUAGUUUCCUUGCAGCCCCCCUUUCUAAGGCCCUCCCCUUUGUAGCUAAGCCCAGUCCAUUUUGAAUAUUCCCACGCCUGAGUGGGGUCUCCUUCUCUUGGGCCAGAGUUCCACAGGGGGGCCCUGCCCCCUUUCUGAAACCCCACCCCCCAAACAGUGCCAAACUGCUCCUUAAUGGGGAAACACCCCCAAUUGCACCCUGGCCUUCCAUUCGGAAUACUGUAUUUUACCUUUUGAUGAACGAAUGAAUGUGAGCUUGAAUUCUUACCAUUUCUUUUAAAAUACAUACAUACACACACACACACACACACACACACACACACACACAUAUAUAUAUAUACUUUCCCCUUCAGUGUGCCAUAAAUAAGUGUUUUAAACUAUUUGUGAAAUCGCUGUUUUAAAGGAUCAGAUGAUGGAUCAAUAAAACCCAUCAAUAAAAGGCGUUGCUUUUGUCCUUUA